GGCGUGGUGAUGGAAUUGCAGACAAGAGCCAAAGCCCUGCUGGAGCGCGAGGACAAAAAGAGUCAGUUGAUUCAGAUGGGAUGGCUCACACAGCCGGAGGGGCGCGAACCAGCAUGGCUUCCCUUGGUCUGGAGCGUUGCCCAGCAGAAAGAAGUCCCAUGCCCGGAUGUAGGGCCACUUCCAGUUUCGGAUGCUCAGAAGGCGUUGGAGGUCCUGCUCGAACAUGCAUCGGGCCAGAUCGUGCAGAGAUUCCACCCGACACGCAGGUUAGCCGAGGAGUAUACCGGGGAGAUCAUGGAAUUCAAGUUAGAGAUAAGCUUGAAGGGCAAGGAGGCAAUGCAGGUGCACGACGCGUUGGACAUGCUUUGCAACUCGGCGAUUUGGCUGUUGGUGGGUGCGCGCAUGCACCCAGAAGGGCCGAAACGUUCGGCCGCGGCGAAGAAGUUGCAGCACAUGCUUCGCGGGUGUUGGCCCUAA
This is a messenger RNA of Symbiodinium necroappetens, 477 nucleotides long. The record is from the annotation of a GenBank genome assembly. NCBI's taxonomy places the organism in Eukaryota, Dinophyceae, Suessiales, Symbiodiniaceae.